Molecule: messenger RNA, 3803 nt
Organism: Condylostylus longicornis
Lineage: Eukaryota; Metazoa; Arthropoda; Insecta; Diptera; Dolichopodidae
Gene: TBCD
Product: tubulin-specific chaperone D
Exons: 7
Coding region: 83-3628 (1181 amino acids)
Biological process (GO): post-chaperonin tubulin folding pathway; bicellular tight junction assembly; microtubule cytoskeleton organization
Cellular component (GO): lateral plasma membrane
Molecular function (GO): GTPase activator activity; beta-tubulin binding
Source: RefSeq, a predicted model, not a curated record
AUUAAAAAUUGAACAUCUGAAUAUAUUGGAACAAUUAUUUAUAUAUAUAUCUUGAUAAAACUUAUUUCAAUUAACUGAAAAUAUGACGACAAUGGAAGAAAUUAAGGAUGAUGAAAUGCCUUCAAAUGUUUUAGAAAAUUUUAGUGAAUUAGAAGAAGUUUUGGGUAUGAUCGAUGAUCUCAAAGAAUGUUAUUGUAAAAAUUUUGAAAAAACUUACGAAAAAUUUGUGGAGAUAUUAUCUAGAUAUCAAGAACAACCUCAUUUGUUAGAUCCCCAUUUACCAACAUUACUAAAUAAAUUGCUUACAAUAAUUAAGGACAAAGACAGUCCAACAUUACUUGUCCAUGGGAGUUUUAAAUAUAUGUAUACAAUAUCAAAAGUAAGAACAUAUAAAGCCCUGGUCAAAUUUCUGCCUCAUGAAUUAAGUGAUUUGGAAUUUGCUCUUGAUCUAUUAGAAAAACAAGAUUUAAAAGAUUCAGCAAAUUGGGAGACAAGAUAUGUAUUAUUGUUAUGGAUGUCAAUUCUUGUAUUAAAUCCCUUUCACAUGUCUAGGCUCGAUGCCUAUGUUGAUCGUGCUGAUGGAAUAAAUCAUUCAGCACAAACUACUAAAAUGGAAAGAAUUUUUAAUUUAUGCCUUAAAAAUAUUGAAAAUAAUGAUACUUGCUCUAGCAUUGCUGCAUUCUUAUGCGGAAAGUAUAUUAUUCGUGUUGAUGUAAAAGAAUUGUAUAUGAAAAAAUUUUUUGAACACGUCAUGCGUGAAAAUAAUGCUGAAACAGAAACAGCGAAGUAUGGGCAACUAGCUGCAGUUGCCUCGAUUUUAAAAAAUGGUAAACGCGAUGAUCUACUGGAAUAUAUUGAUAUGUUAUUAAAAUGGAUACUGUCUUGUAAUUACAAAAAUGAUUCAGCAUUUUUGAAAUAUAAACAUUACAUAAAAAUAAUUCAAAGAAUUGGAUUAGUAUACUUAAAACCUAGAGUCGCGUCGUGGAGAUAUAAACGUGGCGUACGCAGUUUAGCAAUCACGCUGCGAAAUUCGAAUGAAAAUGAAAAAUUUUCUCUCCAGGAUAGUAAUAAACAUAACGAUGAUGAAGAAGAUAUAGUUGUACCAGAUGGUAUAGAAGACGUUAUUGAAGAACUUCUAGGAGGCUUAAGAAGUGCCAGUAGCGACAUAAGAUGGAGUGCUGCGAAAGGAAUUGGCAGAGUAACAAACAGGCUCUCAAAAUGCUUAGGCGAUGAAGUCGUUGGUUCAGUAAUUGACAUUUUAGACCCAUUUGAGUCUAAUGAAGGGUGGCAUGGAGCCUGCCUUGCUAUUGCUGAACUCUCGAAACGUGGCCUUCUUUUGCCAUAUCGAUUAAAAACAAUGGUACCAUUACUAUUGCAAGCGCUUUUUUAUGACGAAAUUAAAGGUUAUAUGUCAGUAGGACAGCAUAUUCGAGAUGCCGCAUGUUAUAUGUGCUGGGCUUUUGCCAGAGCUUAUGAUCCGGAAGAUCUGCAACCAUUUGUAAAGCAAAUUGCAGCUGGAUUGCUUGCUGUUGCCGUUUUUGACAGAGAAAUUAAUUGUAGAAGAGCUGCAUCAGCUGCUUUUCAAGAAAGUGUUGGUCGUCUUGGCAAUUUUCCUCAUGGUAUUGACAUAUUAACGGUAGCUGACUUUUAUUCUGUUGGAAUGCGAUCUAAUUGCUUCUUGAAAAUUAGUUGCUAUAUAGCGCAAUUUGAAGAAUACAAAAAACCUUUAAUUGAUCAUUUAAUUGAACGGAAAAUAUGUCAUUGGGAUGCUGUUGUCAGAGAUUUAACGGCUAAAGCCUUACACAAAUUAACUUGGAGUGCUCCAGAAUAUAUCGCAAACGAAAUUUUACCAAAAUUGUUUGCCAAAACUACAUCCGUAGAUGUUACUGUAAGGCAUGGAUCUGUUUUAGCAAUAGGAGAAAUCACACUGGCUUUGAAGCUAAUCGAGGACGAAAAUAAAGGGAAAUCGCUCUCACGACUCCUAAGUAAUCAGGUGGUAAAUGACCUUAAUGAAAUUAUCUCAAGAUUUCUGGAAAAGGAUUCAUUUAGGGGUGUGAGUGGCGAAAUUAUGAAAGAAUGUUGUACAAGUUUUAUUAAUAAUUGUAGUAAAGCAAAAAUUGAAGUGAACAGUAAUUGUAUAGCGUCGUGGCAAGAAGUUGUUGAUAAAUCUUUAAUCAAUAAGAAUUCGCAAAUUAGAGAAAAUGCUUCUUUAGCUCUUAACGAACUGUGUAAGACUUAUUAUAGCAAAUCUGAAGAGACUAAUAUUAUUCCAAUUGUGGAGUUUUAUAUAAAGAGGUCUGAAAACGAUUUAGAAGAAGAAAUACGAAUGGGAUAUAUAAGUGCAUUAGGUGCUCUGCCUAAAUUCAUGAUAACAAUGAAACUGAAUGAAAUCGUCAAUAGUUUAAUAAAACAUUCCCUUCCACCAAAAAGUUCGAUUCCGACCAGUGCAGUAAGUGAACAAAAUGUAAAAAUGGCAUUAGAAAACCCGAUAACAUAUAAUUGGUCUGAAGCUCGACGGGAAAGCAUCAAAGCACUAGCUAAUGUUGUCCAAACUGUCGGUUUUGAAAACGACACUGAGUUUUCGAUGGCAAACCCAAAAUUAUUUUCCAAAAUUUCUGAGUGUUAUUUAAAAGCACUAGAAGAAUAUACGCUUGAUAAUCGAGGUGACAUUGGUGCUUGGGUGCGAGAAGCUGCAAUGACUGCAUUAUUUCAGUUAAUAACAACUUGUCCUCGUGAACUUCUCACACCUAGUUUUAUUCAUCAAGUAAUGACAGAAUUAGCACAACAGGCCGUAGAAAAAAUUGAUAGAACUCGGGGUUUGGCUGGAAGGCUUUUUUACAGUUUAGUUUUUUAUGAGCCUAAACUUCCUUAUAUAAUGUACCAUCAGGAAUUGAGACUGAUUUUUCCAGAAGAUAAUACAAAAAUUCUGUGGUUAUUUGCAGACCAUACUUUUCCGUAUUUUUGUUCAAUGCUAAAGUUUGCUGAAUAUUCUCCUAAAAUAAUUUUGGGUUUAACUGCAAGUAUUGGACAGCUAACAGAAAGUUUGGUAAAAUACUCUUCAACUUCGUUUUUUGAUUUUCUUCGUGCGAAUCCAGAAACUAUACCAAGAAUUUGUAAUGAAAUAAUUAAAGUAUUUGAGCAAAAUUCAAUGAAUGAAAGAGUUACUUAUCCAAUUUUGAACUUUUUAGAUAUAUUAUUAAGCUCAGGUGUCAUUGAAGAAAUAUUAAUUGAUGAAAAUUCAAAUUUUGCAAAUGAAAUUUAUCGUUUAGUUAGUAUUGAAAUAAAGGGUCACAAAAAACUUUAUAAACUAGCUUCAAGUAUUAAUGUUUUCUCGCAAUUAAUUCAAGUGCCUCAAUUAAUGAAUAAAAUUUUUUCCAAAAUGGCAAUAUUUUUGGGUUUAACACACGUGCAUAUUAGAAAGACAACUGCUACAAAACUUUAUGAAGCACUUGCAUUAUAUGGUGAAAAUUGUAAUAUUGAUGAAACAAAAUUAGAAAAAAUACUCGAAUUACUUUCUGAAACUGAUUGGGGAAUGUCAUUAAAUGACGUAAGACCUAUACGAAAUGAAAUUUGCAUGCUUUUAGGAAUUAAACCACCUGUAAGUGCAGGAGCAACAAGCAUAAAAUAAAAUUUAUAGCUUAGUAUACGAAUAUGAUAUUUUUUUCGAAAUUGUGAUUUUAUUUUUCCAGUUUUUUUUUUUUUUAUUAAUAAUGUCUCAAAAAAUAUGUAUUGCAAGCUUUAAAAGUAAUAUUGCACAUAAUUUCUUCAUUUUUUUUUUUUUACAUUUAAUAAUUGUAAUGUAU